AUAUGACAACUAUCAAUUCAUCAAUUGUUGACAUUUUUUUUGGUAAAAUUUGUUUGUAAAAUGUUUUCUUUGUGUACACAGGUGUAAAUUGUUGAUAUUUUAUAGACAAUUAGUUGUUUUAUAAGUUUUACAAAGUUAACUUGUAAUUUUCCCACUGUUUUAUGAGGAUAAUUAAAUAAUAAUAAAAUCAUGAGGUCGACAACGAAAAACACUUUGCUCAAGGUUGUCAUUUUGGGCGACGGAGGUGUAGGAAAAAGUUGUUUAAUGAAUAGAUUCGUAUCAAAUCAGUUUGAUGAACAUUCUUUCCAUACUAUAGGUGUCGAGUUCUUAAAUAAGGAUAUUGAAAUUGACGGCGAAACAUACACAUUACAAAUUUGGGACACUGCAGGUCAGGAAAGAUUUAAAACCUUACGGACUCCCUUCUAUAGAGGUAGUGAUAUAUGUAUAUUGACAUACGCAGUUGAUGAUAAAACCAGUUUCAAAAAUUUGGAUAUGUGGCGAAAGGAGUUUGCCAACUAUGCCGACGUAAAAGAGAACAAUCAAGUACCUUUUAUAGUGGUAGGAAACAAAUCUGACGUUCCAACAGAAGAACGAGAGGUUUCACCAUUGGAAAUGGAGACAUGGUGCAAUGACAAUGGAAUUACGUCAUGUAUAGAAACGUCAGCAAAGAGUGCCAGUAACGUCCAGGAAGCUUUCAAAAUGGCUGUUCAGCAUUGGUUGAAACUGGAAUCAAGGGCAGACAAGAGUGAAACUGUAAUCAAUGAUACAGUGGAUCUAUCAAAAAAGCAAACUGAGAAUAGAACCUCUUGUUGCAUAGGUAGUUCAGAUGAUAAAUAAGUAUUAAAUUAAUGCACUGAAAAUGUUCAUAUCAUUGUAUUGAAUUUACUUAAUAUUUUAUUUUUUUUUUCUGACUGUAUUUGAUUUAUAUUUUUGUUUCAUCUCGUUAAUAGAGUUUUUUUUGUUUUAAAAAAUCUGAUCAAAAUGCUUUGUAUAUACUGGGUGAAAACGAAUUUGUCACACAGGCCACCAAUUUGUUAAUGUUUAUUUAUCAACACACAAUUAUUAUAUGAAAUAACAGCUAUUUACAUAUAUAAAAUGCUAAUGUUUUUAUCUGUGUCGUCUCUACUGAAGUAACGACUUGCUCUAGAAAGUUGCUUUUUUUACUAAAAGAUAGCUAAUGGGCUCUUCUAAAAACUGUCGUCGCCGGAUUUUUUGUUUUUCAUUUAAUUAAAAAAAAAUAAAAAGUAUUGUUUUUCCUGAUGUUGUGGCGGAUGCGCCAAGCUUCAACUAAUACAAUAUAAAGAACAGCGGCGUGCGGUCCAUGGAAGCGGGGGAAGCACCGCUUCCCUAAACUUUUUAAAUAUAAAAAAAAUGAUUAGUUAAACGUUAAUAAUACUGUUAUUUUAUAACAAAAGAUUAAUUUAAUUUGUUAAAAUUAUUUAUAUGAAACCUUACAUAAACGUAUCUAGUAAAUUUAAUUAGCCUUUUACUGCAUGGAUGCGCACCUGGGAAUCGCCGCCGGUCGCCUAUCCCUCCUUCAUGUAGGUAACACCUCCAUUAUGUAGGUGUUAUUGACCUCGAACGCAAACGACAAAUUUAAGCCGGAAAAUCGCGCACAGUUGCUAGCCACGGCAGAGAUCUUUCGGCCGUCUUCCUCGACUUUUAAUUUAUCGGGACGGGUUCGCUUGCGAUUUUAUAGGUAAUAUUAUAAUAAAUUAAAUCCAAAAUUUUAUGAUGAUGUUAUAGAUAAAUUUGCAAAGGGUGAUAGACCUCAAAAAUGACGAAUAGACCUCAAAUACAAAUAGGCGCCUAUCGCGCGUCAAGUGCUUCGGAAAAUUAAUUUAAAAUAUCGUAUUUUAACUAUUAUAACUUUAUGUGUUUUUGUUUGUUUAACAAUUUUCGAUAGAAUUUUAAUCGAACAAUGGAAUUGGCCUCGGAAUUUUCAAAGGAAAGUUUUUUAAGAAAAUGUAAAAGUAAUGUCUCGAAAUAGGAUUUUUUUACCGAUUCGCUUCCCCGCCUUAACCGCACGCCGUUGAUAAAGAAGUAAUUUAUCUGUGUAUUUAAGAAUUUCUUUUAAUAAAUUUGUAGACAUUUUUUUCAGUGUAAAAGUUUAAUUCUCAAGGCAUGAAUUCAGAGUCAAAGAAAUUUGAACAGAUACUUCCAAGGAGCCAAUUCUUUUGAUACAAAUUAAUAAAAUUAGGCUCUGUGCAAUAAUUUUGUUUAUCACCCGGUAUAUUUAAAUUUCAAAGAAAACUUUUGACUAAAACAAUAUACUUUUUAUAAAUUAAAUCAAAACGUUAAGCCAUAUUUCGAGUAUAUCAGUAUAAACAUGUGAUAUUUCUUGUGCUUGAAAAUGUUAUUUUUGUUCUGUAAAUAGGUUACAUGGUCAUGUCCUGUUAGAAUAACAUUCUCAGUAUUGUUUCCUUAGUUAGAUCUCUUUAUUUUUAGGUUACUUAAAAGACACAUAUCAUUGACAUUUUGAAUUUAUUUUAAAAUACGGUGCGUGUCUUACUAGAUUCACUCAUAUGUAUUUCUCACUCAGGUUAAAACACCAAAAAAACAAUGUUUCAGAGUUAUUCCAAUACCGAUAAAUGUGAUUAGUUUAAAACAAAUCUAUAUUCUUAUACUUUUUGUCUAUUUUACUAUAUAUUAGGUAGUUUGUAGGUAUAUAAAUACGUAUUUUAGGCUUUAGCUCAAAUUUUGAUUUAUUAAAAUGUAUUCAAAUACAUUCCCACCAGGUUAGGCUUUUGUAUAGCAUUGUUUAGGAAUAAAUCGGCUUUGU
This is a messenger RNA of Sitophilus oryzae (rice weevil), 2782 nucleotides long. RefSeq names its product ras-related protein Rab-9A (gene Rab9). The transcript is spliced from 5 exons. Gene Ontology annotation, cellular component: late endosome; lysosome; phagocytic vesicle. The record is from RefSeq and is a predicted model, not a curated record. Bases 190 to 837 code for a protein of 215 amino acids. Gene Ontology annotation, molecular function: GTP binding; GTPase activity. Gene Ontology annotation, biological process: retrograde transport, endosome to Golgi. Lineage: Eukaryota; Metazoa; Arthropoda; Insecta; Coleoptera; Curculionidae.